Molecule: messenger RNA, 1635 nt
Organism: Symsagittifera roscoffensis
Lineage: Eukaryota; Metazoa; Xenacoelomorpha; Acoela; Convolutidae
Product: derlin-1-like
Exons: 6
Coding region: 207-962 (251 amino acids)
Biological process (GO): endoplasmic reticulum unfolded protein response
Cellular component (GO): Hrd1p ubiquitin ligase ERAD-L complex; endoplasmic reticulum membrane
Molecular function (GO): ubiquitin-specific protease binding; misfolded protein binding
Source: RefSeq, a predicted model, not a curated record
GCUGGUAUUGCGUUGUAUUAGUAUUUUGCACUGCACAGACAAUAGACAGACCACAACAGGAUAAACGAGAUCAGCAACCACCAUCUUCAGCAUUCCUUUAGACGCUCAUUCUUGUUUACAGAAGUGUUCGUUAGUUCUUCCGCCAUUUCUGAAAUUUAACAGCUGAAGGACACUCGAGAGGAGGGAGAUAAGAAGAGACUGUUGAAAUGUCGAGUGACAUCGGAGACUGGUACCGGGGCAUCCCGCAACUAACCCGUUAUUGGUUUACAGGUUCAGUCGCCCUGCCACUACUAGGCAGAAUAGGCUUGGUGACCCCAGUGCACAUGAUUAUGCACUUCCAGCUGGUGUUCUACAAGUUCCACUUGUGGCGUCCCAUAACUGCAUUGUUCUACUACCCCAUCACCCCCCAGACGGGAUUCCACUAUCUGAUGAACCUGUACUUCCUCUACUCCUACUCAACACAACUGGAAACUGAGCUAUAUCAGGGUCGUCCGGCGGAGUACCUGUUUGCUCUGGUGUUCAUGUGGCUGUGCAGUGUGGUGAUGGCGUGUGUGGCCGAAGUGGCUCUUCUGAUGGACCUGAUGGUGAUGGCGGUGCUGUACUUGUGGUGUGCCAAUAACAAGGACACUAUCGUCCGCUUCUGGUUUGGAACACAGUUCAAGGCAAUGUAUCUUCCAUGGGUGCUGUUUUUGUUCAAUCUGAUCAUCAGGGGAGGAGGUAUGGACCAGCUGAUGGGAAUCAUAAUCGGACAUAUCUACUUCUUCUUGAUGUUCAAAUACCCUCAGGAUUUCGGUGGCCGGCAGUUAAUCCACACUCCGCAGAUAUUCUACAAGUGGUUUCCCUCCACCAGGGGAGGAGUGCAUGGCUUCGGACAGAGACCCUUCGGAGGCACGCAACAGAGGGGAGCUGACGAUCAGGCGCACAGAUGGGCUGGCAGUGGACACAGGCUGGGAGGAAACUAGAGAGCAAACAUGUGAAGACUAAAUAAAAAUUGUAGACUCUAACAAUUAAAAUACAUGGGAUGAGGAUGGGCUGCAAAAUCGGCCAAUGAAUUAAUGUUCCGGUCUCGACUUGACUUGACCUCUACCUGAAGAUGAUAGCAAUAUCUAAGGGUGUGCCUUAACGAACAGUUGCAAAUAGGCAUUGAGAAAUAAGAUAAUGAGUGAAAUCACUUAUUACAUCUGUGUUAUGAUUUAAAUUGAGAGGCGUGGACCUAACGUUAUGGCCUUCUACGUGUAAAAAGGUUAUUUAAUGGUGCGAAAGUCUUGAUCUAUCUAUGUGUUGAUGUAAAAGGAAACUCCAAAUUACAAAUAGCUUCGUAGUUGCGAAAAAGAUUGUUCAUUUGGUUUUAAAAUCAAAGGUAUUCUGUGAGUUAGCCUUUACAUUUACUACUCAUUGCUGUAAAUAUACUAUAAGCUGUAUGUCGUGUUACAAAGCUAUAGAUGUAAUCGAGGCCAAGUUUUUCCUAGUAGGCUCCUGGUGUCGUGUUUGUAAUUCUAAAUUUCAUUCCUUCUUUUCCUGAAAAUAUAAAAUGCUUUCAUUUUGCUGUUUAUGGUUGAAAAUUGUGUGACUUAAAUAGGUACUAAUAGAUGUUUUAAAAAUGAGUCGAUGAAAUUUAAUUUAUCAGUGUUUGUA